GGAGGAGGGAAGACAGACGCACGGUGGAAAAGUGUGCGCGGCGCUUGUCUCCGGAGCGCCUUGGGAAAGGUUUCGGUCCCCCAUCCCUUCAUAGUGAAGUGGCGCUGCCCUUCCCUAUAACUGUUGCAGGCCGAGCAUAAGCCUAGGCUGGUCAUUGGCGAGUUGGGGCGUGUGGUGGUGGGUGUUGCUGCGUCCCAGGGAAAAGUUCCUCCGCUGAGGAGGAGCAGUAGCUCCAGGACGUGUUCCCGUGUCGGGGAGGUCCCUGCCUGCGCCGCCCUUGGGCUGUUCGGGGCGCGCUGCCGCCCGCCCGCGUGUGGAGCGCCAGGGGUUUAAAUGGCAACCCCAUUCCUGCCCCCUCGUGCCUCAGCUUUUCAGCAGCUGUAGCGUUUCCUUGGGAUCGGCUGAAGUGUAGGGCGCGAUGUCGCAGGCGCUAGCAGCGAAGGAGGUCCCGCAGGAGCAGGGCGAGGGCGGCUCCCGGAGGAGCGGCUGGGGCCUGCUGGUCACGGCCGGGGUGGGAGGGACCUUGGUGGCUCUCUAUGCUGUGGCCACCCCCUUCGUGACCCCGGCCCUGAGGAAGGUGUGCCUGCCCUUCGUUCCUGCCACCGCCGCUCAGAUCCAGAAUGUGCUGAAAAUGUUGGAAAACAGAAGUGGCUCCCUAGUUGACAUUGGUAGCGGGGAUGGCCGCAUUGUGAUAGCAGCUGCAAAAAAGGGAUUUCAGGCUGUCGGUUAUGAAUUGAAUCCCUGGCUAGUCUGGUACUCCAGAUAUCGUGCCUGGAGAGAUGGAGUACAUCAGAACACCAAAUUUUAUAUUUCAGACUUAUGGAAGGUUUCUUUUUCCCAUUAUAGAAAUGUUGUUGUUUUUGGAGUACCUCAAAUGAUGCCACAGCUGGAGAAGAAGCUAGAAGAAGAACUUGAAUGUAAUGCCAGAAUCAUUGCCUGUCGCUUUCCUUUCCCUUGCUGGAUUCCAGAUCGUACUACUGGAGAGGGAAUAGACACUGUAUGGGCCUAUGACUUGAAACAUUCUAGAGGAUGUGAAACAAAAAGCUUGGAAAUUACACCAGAGACAGAAUCUUAACCAUUUAAUUUGGUUUCUUACAGAAGUUUUUAGCUUUGACUGGACCAGUUGAAAAUAAGAUUAAUGUGGAGAGAGCCCUGGCCUAUGAAGAUGUGUGUUCACUAUAAGAACUGAAGUACAGUGGCUGUCUGAAAGUACACAAAGGUUACUGAAAGGUGCAGUUAAAUGGCCUAAUAUGGUGUCCAGGUUUAACUCCAUCUAGCAGUGGAGUACCACACAGAUGUUCAUUAACCCAAGUCUGCAGUCUCCCCCAGUGGGAUGGGAAAGAAAACUGAAAAAAAGGUCAUACCCAUGACCAUGGACUGAGGUAGGAAUAGUUUAAUAAUUGAAAUAAAUUUGUGAAUAGUAAUAACAACAACAAAAGAGGAGUAAAACUCAGGAAAGAUGAGUGAUGCACAAUACCCUUGCUCAUCACCCACUGAUGGAUGCCCACCCCAUCCCAGAGCAGCGACUGCCAACUCUCCCCAGUUUAUAUACUGGACAUGAUGUUCUGUGGUGUGGAGUAUCCCUUUGGCCAGUUCAGCUUAGCUAUCCUGGCCAUGCUUCCUCCUGGCUUUUUGUGCACCUCCUUGUUGGCAGAACAUAAGAAACUAAAAAGUCCUUGGCUUGGAGUAAGCACUGCACAGCAUCAGUGUAUUAUCAGCAUUAGUCUUUUCUACCACAGUGCUGUACCAGCUAAUAGGAAGAAAAUCAACUCCCAGCUAAAAGCAGAAUAUUUUGCUAGUCAAAAUUAUGAAAAAGUUGUUAUAGAAGGGGAAAACUUCAAUAUGGAAAAGGCUUUAGAACACCAUUCACUACAGUUAAGGGAAAUAUAUGUAUGAGUUCAAAUGCUCAAAUUUGUGAACUUAAUAUAUACAUUCUUUCUGAUGCUACAGAGCCCUUGGUAUUGGUGUUGGAAUGAUGUGCAAGUGUCUUCUCAAAUGAGCUGUAUUUCCAAAAAGUGUCUGAAUUUUGUAUGCCAAGUACGUAGGGCUGCAUACAAAAAACUGGUCCAGGCUGAGUAUGACAAAAUGGGUGAAUAUAAUAAGUUGUUUGUUCAUUAACACAAGUGCUGCCUCUGAUUAUAUUAAUUUUUUUUAUUUAACUUGUAUUCUGUUUUAACAUCUGCUGGAAAAUAAACUCCAAGUAAGCCAC
This is a messenger RNA of Motacilla alba alba, 2209 nucleotides long. It is a transcript of the gene ATPSCKMT, whose product is annotated as ATP synthase c subunit lysine N-methyltransferase. Gene Ontology annotation, molecular function: protein-lysine N-methyltransferase activity. The record is from RefSeq and is a predicted model, not a curated record. Gene Ontology annotation, cellular component: mitochondrion. The transcript is spliced from 5 exons. Bases 419 to 1075 code for a protein of 218 amino acids. Gene Ontology annotation, biological process: regulation of mitochondrial ATP synthesis coupled proton transport; positive regulation of proton-transporting ATP synthase activity, rotational mechanism; peptidyl-lysine trimethylation. Lineage: Eukaryota; Metazoa; Chordata; Aves; Passeriformes; Motacillidae.